This is a messenger RNA of Hypomesus transpacificus, 1192 nucleotides long. RefSeq names its product transmembrane emp24 domain-containing protein 2-like. Gene Ontology annotation, biological process: intracellular protein transport; Golgi organization; endoplasmic reticulum to Golgi vesicle-mediated transport. Gene Ontology annotation, cellular component: endoplasmic reticulum-Golgi intermediate compartment; endoplasmic reticulum; Golgi apparatus. The transcript is spliced from 5 exons. NCBI's taxonomy places the organism in Eukaryota, Metazoa, Chordata, Actinopteri, Osmeriformes, Osmeridae. The record is from RefSeq and is a predicted model, not a curated record. The coding region runs from base 170 to 796 and encodes 208 amino acids.
UCUAUCCACCGGAAAUUCUUGCUUGGACCGUAGGAAAUGAGUUAAUACACUGAUGUCUGUGUUGGCUGCCUAAUGCAGUGUCCAGGCUCGCAACAAGGAGUCUGUUCAUCUUGAGCGUUUUUAGUAGUUUUAUUUCUUUCUUAGCUUGUACAUAUGGUAAAGAACCACCAUGUUUGUUCUCCCGGAAAUUAUGGUGCUUUUAGCUAUGCUGUCCGUCAAAGCUUCGGGUUACUUUGUAAACAUAGAUGCACAUGCUGAAGAGUGCUUUUUUGAACGGGUUAACUCUGGCACCAAGAUGGGUCUCAUGUUUGAAGUAGCUGAAGGAGGUUUUCUUGAUAUUGAUGUGGAGAUUACAGGUCCAGAUGGAAAACAGCUUUACAAAGGAGACCGAGAAUCUAGUGGAAAGUAUUCCGUUGCUGCCCACAUGGAUGGCAUAUACAAGUUCUGCUUCAGCAAUAAGAUGUCCACCAUGACGCCCAAAAUCGUCAUGUUUACCAUUGACACUGGAGAGGCCCCCAAGGGUGAUGGCAUGGAGACAGAAGGUGGUGGUGACACAUGGGACGUUCAUCAAAACAAGUUGGAGGACAUGAUCAACGAGAUGGCAGUUUCCAUGACGGCGGUGAAGCACGAACAGGAGUACAUGGAGGUCAGGGAGAGGAUACACAGAGCAAUCAAUGACAACACAAACAGUCGUGUGGUUCUGUGGUCUUUCUUUGAAGCUCUUGUACUGGUAGCCAUGACCCUUGGACAGAUAUACUACCUGAAAAGAUUUUUCGAAGUACGAAGAGUUGUUUAAAGCAUGGAUUUUUUUUUCUUCACAUUUUAAGUCCAAAGCGAUUGUCAGUCACUGUCAACUACCUUGCAGCAAUGUUGGGAUUGAGCAACCAAGCAAGCAUGGACUCCUUAGAUGCUGAUACCAGUACUGUUGAGGAUUGAUUGAUUGCUGAUCUUCAAAGGUUUAUUACAUGCCACAAAUCCAAACGCCUAAAGACAGAAGGAUGGCGUUUUCUCUGUUAACUUGUUGACUGAGUGAACGUUGUGGUAGACUGAGAAUGAUGUUUGAUGAUGAAUUAAUUAUCCUUUAAAUUAAGUUAUAGUACAUUCAUUGUUUUGUUCAUUAAGUUAAUAUUCAGUUUGCACUAGAUGUGUUUUGGGGGGACUGACAAUGUACCAAUAAAUCUUUCUUAACAUC